Eremothecium gossypii ATCC 10895 is the source of this 1254-nucleotide messenger RNA. RefSeq names its product Msi1p (gene MSI1). The record is from RefSeq and is marked provisional. Gene Ontology annotation, molecular function: histone binding. Gene Ontology annotation, biological process: regulation of gene expression. The transcript has a single exon. Gene Ontology annotation, cellular component: Rpd3L complex; Rpd3L-Expanded complex; cytoplasm. The coding region runs from base 1 to 1254 and encodes 417 amino acids. NCBI's taxonomy places the organism in Eukaryota, Fungi, Ascomycota, Saccharomycetes, Saccharomycetales, Saccharomycetaceae.
AUGUCAGUCAAAUUCUCAGCGGAAGAAGUGCCGCAAGUGUCGAGUGAGAUCUCUGAUGAACUCCAGCAGCGCUAUACCAAUUGGAAGAAGAACACAAAACUAUUAUAUGAUUACCUGAACACUAAUUCCACCAAAUGGCCAUCCUUGACAUGCCAGUUCAUGCCGGACUUGGAGGUACCUACCGAUAAACAUAGAUUGCUGUUGUCCUCAUUUACGUCCUCCCAGUUACCAGAGGAUGAGGCAGUGUACAUUAGCGAAUUAUCCACCAUGCGGCACGUUCCCUGGAGCUCAUUAAACAAUUUCGAUAUGGACGAGAUGGAGUUCAAGGUAGAUAACCAGGCAAAACUACCCAACAAAAAUCUCGUUGAGACAGUAAGGAUCCAAUUUCCAAGUGGCGAUUGCAACAGGGCGUGCUAUAUGCCUCAGAACCCAGAUAUUAUCGGGGCAAUAGCUUCUACCGGAGCAGUGAACAUAUUCGACAGAACCAAGCACGGUACUAACCGUCCGAAAUUGCUUGGUUCUGCUGCAAGCUACGAGAUUCAAUUAAACGAGCCAGAAUCCUUAGGAGAUGCGGACAGCGCUGAGGCACUGUCACUGGCAUGGAACUGGCAAAAAGCUGGGAUCAUAGCCUCCUCCUAUAGCAACGGUCUAAUCAAAGUGUGGGAUAUCACGCGAUACCAGAAAAGCCAGCCAACCAUUUCUAACCCGGAACUGCGCAUAUUGCAGGACAAGGCAGGUACAAACGAUGUAUCGUGGAUGGUACAUCACUCUUCUAUCUUGGCUGCCUGUGGGGAAAGUAAUACAAUUGGCCUGCUCGAUACACGUGCUCCUGACGCCUUCAAGCCUACGAAAGCGUCCCCCCACACAGGUGGGAUUAAUGCGCUGCAGUUCAACUACGCGAAUGACAUGCUACUUUGCGCAGCUGAUUCGAAUGGUGGUAUUGCUCUAUGGGACUGCAGGGCCUUCUCCAAACCACUAUCAGUCUUUAACCACGGUGACUCCGUAUCAGCGCUGCAGUGGAAUCCUAACCUCCCCACUAUUGUAGCUACUGCAGGUCAAGGCGAUGGCCUAAUUAAGAUCUGGGACACCUCCCGGGAACCCGAGGAUUCACUACUUUUUGUUCAUGGCGGGCAUAUGCUCGGCGUGAAUGACAUCGCAUGGAACUACCAUGAUCCUUGGCUGAUGUGCAGCGUGGCAAACGAUAAUUCAGUUCACGUAUGGAAGCCAGCAGCUAACUUAGUGCAGGCUAAGUAG